UCUCUUCUCUGUCAGUGCUCGAAGCAAAAGUUCACGACAUCGCCCGGUGAUUGUGGUCUUGAAUUUUCCCAUUUUUCUUCUGGAAAAGAAUGUCCGAUUAGUGCAAUCAGUGCAGAAAACCGAUCCGGAACAACGAUGGCACAAUUAUUGCGUGGAAAAAUCAGCAUUGACCCUCGAUUCAAACACAUUCGACCAACAGUGUACGCUCUAAGUCGAGUAAACUUUUCCGGAUUCUCGUACAAUGGUAGCGGUAGUAGUGGAGGCAAUGGCCAGCGACGUCAGAACUUCUACUACCAAGAGUUUUUACGAGGACCCAAGUUCGGAGGUUACCAGUACUAUCAAUCGUCACGUGGAUACGCAAUGCUGGUGGGGCGUGUUUUACGAGGAGUAUUGAAACUGCGCUAUUUGGUACUGGGUGGAGCGAUAGGCGGUGGGGUAACUCUAAACAAGCGCUACGAGGAAUGGAAGGAUGGACUGCCGGAUAUGAAGUGGCUCGAAGAGGUAAUGCCCGAUAAUGAAAAAUGGGGUCAGUUCACCAAGAACUUGUUGGCCGUGAAGAACUCAGUAAAGGAUUCCAUCGAAAUCGAUCCACGCCUGAAACAGCUCAGCGAGAAUAAGAUUAAUGAGUGGCGAGAAUGGUUUGAUAAACGGUUAGAUAAUGCUAUUGAGGCGGCAGAGACCCAGCAAAAUCCUCAAAUAGAAAGUUCCUUCCAGAAUCUAUCUGAACUCAUAUCAGAUCUAUACGGAGCUACCAAAGAAGAACUUCGCAGCAAGAACACCGUAAAUGCCAAGACUCUGUCAGCAGACGAAAGCCGGAGACGUGUGGAAACGCUCCAGACCCAGGUCGAUGCGCUUCAAACGGAAAUUAUGAACGUUCAGCUCAAAUAUCAACGUGAGAUCGAAAAGUUGGAGAAGGAGAACCGCGAUCUUCGUCAACAGUAUCUCAUUCUGAGGACUAAUCGCAAACAACCACAAAAGAAACGUAUCAAGAAAUCGCUUAUCGAUAUGUAUUCGGAAGUACUGGACGAGUUGUCAGGAUACGAUACAAGCUACAGUACGGCCGAUCAUCUUCCUCGAGUUGUGGUCGUUGGCGAUCAAAGUAGCGGAAAGACCUCGGUGCUCGAGGCCAUCGCACAAGCGCGUAUUUUCCCUAGGGGCAGCGGAGAAAUGAUGACCCGGGCGCCCGUGAAGGUAACACUCUCGGAAGGCCCGUAUCACGUGGCACAAUUCCGUGACUCGGAUCGCGAGUAUGAUCUGACGAGGGAGAGUGAUUUGGCAGAGUUGCGUCGGGAUGUGGAGAUCAGGAUGCGCAAUUCGGUGCGAGGUGGUAAGACCGUCAGUAUGGACGUGAUUUCAAUGACGGUGAAGGGGCCCGGUUUGCAACGAAUGGUGCUGGUCGAUCUACCGGGUAUAAUUUCAACUCAGACGGUGGACAUGGCCGCCGAUACCAAAGACUCGAUCAAACACAUGACAGAGCACUACAUGAGCAAUCCCAAUGCGAUCAUUUUGUGCAUUCAGGAUGGUUCCGUUGACGCCGAACGAAGUAAUGUCACCGACUUGGUGUCGCAGUGCGAUCCCCUGGGCAAGCGAACCAUAUUUGUACUGACUAAGGUGGACAUGGCCGAGGAGUUAGCUGAUCCUAACCGCAUCAGGAAAAUAUUGUCCGGAAAGUUGUUCCCGAUGAAGGCCCUUGGGUACUUUGCAGUUGUUACCGGGCGUGGUCGGAAGGAUGAUUCAAUCGAAAUCAUCCGCGAAUACGAGGAGAAAUUUUUCAAAAACUCCAAAUUGUUCCAGAGUGGUGUCACGAUGUCACACCAGGUCACAACGCGUAACCUCAGUUUGGCAGUGGCUGAUCGAUUUUGGAAGAUGGUACGAGAAACCAUCGAGCAACAAGCCGAUGCAUUCAAGGCCACUCGUUUCAACCUGGAGACGGAAUGGAAAAACAAUUUCCCAAGACUGCGAGAAUCUGGACGAGAUGAGCUCUUUGAAAAAGCCAAAGGUGAAGUGCUGGAUGAAGUCGUCAACUUGUCGCAGGUGUCUGCCAAAAAGUGGGAGGAGUUACUGAACGAUAAGCUUUGGGAGAAAUUGUCCAAUUAUGUGUUUGAGAACGUAUAUCUACCGGCGGCGCAAUCAGGAUCGACGAAUUCCUUCAACACCAUGGUUGAUAUCAAGUUACGCCAGUGGGCCGAACAAGCGCUACCUGCCAAGUCCGUUGAAGCAGGAUGGGAGGCCCUGCAGAAAGAGUUCCAGCAUCUGAUGGAGGUGGCCCGAAAAACACCGGAUCACGAUAAUCUGUACGAUCACUUGAAAAGUGCGGUCAUCGAUGAAGCCAUUCGCCGACAUACGUGGGAAGACAAAGCGAUCGAUAUGCUGCGGGUGAUUCAACUGAACACUCUCGAAGACCGCAGUGUGCACGAUAAACACGAAUGGGAUCAAGCGGUACGAUUCUUCGAAACCUCCGUCAAGGAGAAGCUUCAACAAACGGAGCAAACAAUCAGUGAAAUGUUCGGUCCGACGACGUCACAGAAGUGGCUCCAGUGGCGUUCAUCCACCGAUGAACAGAGCAAGCGAAAGCACGUGAAAGGUGAGCUGGACAAAAUUCUCGCAAGUGAUUCAAAACACUCGCCCACGCUGAGCUACGAUGAACUGACGACAGUGCGGAAAAACUUACAGCGAGGCAAUGUGGAAGUGGAAACAGAUUAUAUCCGGGAAACGUGGUAUCCAAUCUACAGAAGGCACUUCCUAAAACAAGCCAUCAACCGAGCAUACGAUUGCCGCAAAGCAUACUAUCUGUACACCCAGCAGGGUUCCGACUGUGAGAUAAACUGUAGCGACGUGGUGCUCUUCUGGCGCAUCCAACAGGUGAUCAAAGUGACAGCCAACGCCCUGCGGCAGCAGGUGAUCAAUCGAGAAGCCCGCCGGUUGGAUAAGGAAAUUAAAGAAGUGCUAGACGAGUACAGUGAAGACGAUGAUAGAAAACAACAACUGCUAAUCGGAAAACGCGUAACGCUGGCCGAGGAACUUAUUCGAGUAAGACACAUUCAAGAGAAGCUGGAAGAAUUUAUCAAUGCGCUCAACCAGGAGAAGUGAGAGCCGUAAAAACUGCCUCUAGCGCAUUUCGGAGACGAACAUUCGGACAAAACACACUACGCUGCUUCAAAAGCAUUCAUCAUUCGAAAACGAAGAGAAAGGCAUCCCAUUUGUUAAGAAACAAAGUACCUUCCAAAGCAUCCUUCGUGAGCAAAACUACUCAUUGUUCAUCAAAGUGGACAUAACCGCAAGCGAUUCCAGCCCAAGCUAUUUAUAUUAUUAUUUCACGUUUUUCUUCCAGAUCUAAAUUGUACCCAAACAGUUAAUCGUUUCGGUAGUAUUUUUGUUUGAAUUGUGAUUUUAUUUGGUUUUUAUUUGAAGUACAGUGAUAAUUCGUUACGCUUGGACUCCUUAUUCAGUUGCAUCAUUUCUUGUGAUCUAAAGCAAACGUAUUGAGCGAACUGAUUGGCUGAAUUGAAUGGCACGUUUGAUUGUAAUAAAAAUCUAAACUGAAUCGAAA
Molecule: messenger RNA, 3550 nt
Organism: Armigeres subalbatus
Lineage: Eukaryota; Metazoa; Arthropoda; Insecta; Diptera; Culicidae
Gene: Opa1
Product: dynamin-like 120 kDa protein, mitochondrial
Exons: 11
Coding region: 136-3090 (984 amino acids)
Biological process (GO): mitochondrial fusion
Cellular component (GO): cytoplasm; microtubule; mitochondrial membrane
Molecular function (GO): microtubule binding; GTPase activity; GTP binding
Source: RefSeq, a predicted model, not a curated record